Solea senegalensis (Senegalese sole) is the source of this 3303-nucleotide messenger RNA. RefSeq names its product XK related 4 (gene xkr4). Gene Ontology annotation, biological process: phosphatidylserine exposure on apoptotic cell surface; apoptotic process involved in development; engulfment of apoptotic cell. The transcript is spliced from 4 exons. Gene Ontology annotation, cellular component: plasma membrane. The record is from RefSeq and is a predicted model, not a curated record. NCBI's taxonomy places the organism in Eukaryota, Metazoa, Chordata, Actinopteri, Pleuronectiformes, Soleidae. Bases 394 to 2259 code for a protein of 621 amino acids.
CAUCAGCACCAGCACCAGCACCAGCAUCAGGUUCAGCACCAUCAGAUCAGGACACUUGGAGGACAUGGAGGGACAGACUGCAGGUGUAGUCUGGAGGAAACGGAAUCCCCUGAUCGGAUCCUUAGAUGAACAAGUCCAGGAAAGACGUGACAUGGACUGGAAUAUCGGAACCAGAACAUCAGAGCACCGGUCCUUCUUCCCUUCUGUAUGUGUAGUGUAUUAUAUGCAGGAAAUAGUGUAGAGUGUAGAAGAGCUGGUCCUUCCCAGAGAGGAGGAGCAGCAGCGCACACACGCAGGAGAAGGGUGUCGACGGAGGAAGACAGGAAGGAAGGAGACAGGAGGGGAGGAACCGAGGGGGAAAUAAUAUCACACUAAUAUUGCAAGCUUCCAAUAAUGGCGGCUAAAUCGGACGGGGUUCUGAAGAUGAAGAAGAGUGACGUGGCCUUCACCCCGCUGCAGAACUCGGAGCAUUCCGGAUCGGCGCAGGGGCUCCACUCGGGCGGACAGCCCGACUCUGCGGGAACCGGGGAGGGAGACUUCGCUAACGGGGAAUCGCGGUGCUGCGGCGGUGGCGGCGGCGGCGGAAGCAGGAACUCGACGUGCCUCCGCCUGAGCAGGGAGCAUCAGAAGUAUACGGUGUGGGACAGUCUGUGGAUCUUAGCCGCUGUGACCGUGUAUGUGGCCGAUGUGGGCACCGACGUGUGGCUGUCGGUGGAUUACUACCUCCAACGAGAUUACUGGUGGUUCGGCCUGACGCUGUUCUUCGUGGUGCUAGGCUCCUUCUCCGUCCAGCUCUUCAGCUUCAGAUGGUUCGUUCACGACUUCAGCACCGAGGACAGCGCCGAGUCGGCCGCCGCGGACUGCGCGCUCAUGGACGGGAACAAGCUGCUGAGCGGCUCCGCCUCACACGGAGACAUCACCGCCCCACAGCAGCCGGCCAUGCCGCAGAGACAAGCGUCCACGGCCAGCAAGAACAACACGAGCAACAGCACCGCGAGCAUGGCCUUGGGCUGCAGGAGCAAGAACCGCUCAGCGUACUACUCCUUCUGCGUAUGGUUCGGCCAGUCCGUCAUCCACAUCCUCCAGCUGGGCCAGAUCUGGAGGUAUCUUCACACCAUCUACCUGGGUGUUCGGAGUCGUCAGAGUGCUGACACGGAACGUUGGCGUUACCACUGGAGGAUGGUGUACGAGUUUGCAGAUGUGAGCAUGCUGCAUCUGCUGGCCACCUUUCUGGAGAGCGCUCCACAACUGGUGCUACAGCUGUGCAUCAUCAUACAGACACACAAGCCGCAGGCUGUCCAAGGUAUAACUGCAGCAGCCUCACUCAUCUCUCUGGCCUGGGCUCUGGCCUCCUACCAGAAGGCCCUGCGAGAGUCCCGGGACGACAAGAAACCCAUCAGCUACCUGGCCGUCAUCAUCCAGUUUUGCUGGCACUUCUUCACCAUCGCAGCCAGGGUCAUCACCUUCGCCCUAUUCGCCUCUGUGUUUCAACUCUACUUUGGCAUCUUCAUUGUCCUACACUGGUGCAUCAUGACCUUCUGGAUUGUCCACUGUGAGACAGACUUCUGCAUCAGCAAGUGGGAGGAGAUUGUGUUUGACAUGGUGGUGGGAAUAAUCUACAUCUUUUCCUGGUUUAAUGUCAAAGAGGGAAGAACAAGGUGUCGGCUUUUCAUCUAUUACCUGGUGAUCUUGGUGGAGAAUGCCGCUCUGAGUACACUGUGGUACCUCUACCGUUCACCUCGCCCUACUGAUGCUUUUGCAGUGCCAGCACUCUGUGUCAUCUUCAGCAGUUUCCUAACUGGAGUGGUUUUCAUGCUCAUGUACUAUGCCUUUUUCCAUCCCAAUGGGCCACGCUUUGGACACUCACCAAGCAGCCAAGGAAUCGACCUGGACCCCACUGCUCAGUUCUCCAUGCUGCCGUCAGAAGGUGCCACCAACUCGCUGCGCUCCAACCGAGGUGCAACCUCAACUCUGGAGCGCGACACAGCCAAGUACUCAGAGCGGGACGGCUGCAUGCCGGUGUUCCAGGUCCGACCCACAGUGCCAUCCACUCCAUCAUCUCGUGCUCCACGUCUUGAAGAGACUGUCAUCAAAAUUGACCUUUGUAGGAAUCACUACCCAGCCUGGGAGCGCCAUGUCCUUGACCGUGGUAUACGAAAGGCAAUCCUGGCCAUAGACUCCUCCUUGACUCCACCACGGCUGCAGUACAAAGACGAUGCUCUGGUGCAGGAGCGGUUGGAAUAUGAGACCACUUUAUAGCUGCAUCCUGCUCUCACCCCAUAUGGGGAUGCAGCAUCAGAUGUCAUGUAAACAGCAGCAGGAACUGUGGCAAUAAAAUGUGUUACUCAUCUUCUAAUAUCCCAAUCGUCUGUGCUGGGCUGGAGGAGCACAGGCGGUUUGGCGUAGUUUCAGCAAAUGUAGCUGGAUGUAUUUGGAGUCUUUGGAGGGUUGGUUGGAUCCCAGUCCUGUAGUUUAAACUUGUUGCGGAGCGCUUUGACUCUUUUGUCAUGUUGAGUUUGAAAAAGUUAGGGAUAAAAAUGUCCAUUCAGUCUGAAGUCAUCAACUAUUCCUUUUGAACCACAAUGACACAAGAAACUGCUCUAGUGCAACAAAGUAAAGGACAAAAUGGGAAGUCUGCAGUGGUACUUCCACCUGGAUCUACAUCAUAAUGCUUGCUACUCCUGUGUCAGUGCCAAAAAGAUUCCUUGGAAAUGUGCUAUAGCAUCUGAGGAUGUGGACAUUUUUCAGAUGAUGAUCUGUAAUUCAGGAUGUUCCAUCUGGCCUCGAUGUUUUAUUCCUCAUGGAUAGUUGAUAUUUUUUUUACUGGAAAUGGGUCAGACAGAAAAGGAAUUGACAGAGUUCAAAGGGGCACUGAUACUCAGUCACUGUGCUCUGUUUGGAAAAAAAUCAAUGAGAAAGGCAGAGAAAGUGUGGGGUGAUUGUUGUAUAAACACAAGCUUGUGAUUUUUCUCCAUAAGGACGGAAGUCAAGCUCACACAAUGCCAAGAAGAAAAAAACAAUCCUCCAAACAGUUCAACUCAGCUGUCUGCAGUGGAGAUCAACAGAAACCGGCAGUGCAGUUAAACUGUGAUCUUCUGUGGGGGAGAACGUGGAGAAGAAAAGACGAUGAUAAGAGGUGACUGAAGUUGAAAUUAGUGGGGGAUGGAGGUAAAGAGAGAACACAGACAAGCAGCCAUCUCAGCCAAACUCAAUCAACGACCAGGUUGUACAGUUCACUGAAACAACACGCAGCAUUUUUUUACAGACAGACAGACAGACGACUUUAUUACUUACUUUAUAUAC